AAAUACCAAGAGAAAUAAUAAAAAUAAAUGAAAAAAAUGGAGCCACGAACGGAAAUCUCACAAACGAAGAUAAAGAAUGGACACCAUCCUCAUGGAGAACAAAAACUAUAAAGCAAGCCGUUGUUUAUGAAGAUAAAGAACAUCUACAACGAGUCUUGAGUAGAUUACAACAUUUACCUCCAAUGGUUACACCUGCAGAGAUUCAUAACCUACGAAGUCAACUUAAGCAAGUUGCACUUAAUAAAGCGUUUUUAUUACAAGGCGGAGAUUGUGCAGAACUUUUUGAAUAUUGUUCUCAAGAUUCAAUAGAGUCAAAGUUAAAAGUACUAUUACAAAUGAGUUUGGUAUUGGUUUGGGGCGCUAGAAUUCCUGUCGUUAGAAUUGCUAGAAUGGCUGGUCAAUAUGCUAAACCUCGCUCAAGUCCGACAGAAAAAGUUGAAGGUAAAGAGGUCCCUUCCUUUCGCGGUGAUAAUGUUAAUGGCUACGAUCCAUCUGAUAGAAAACCCGAUCCUGAACGUCUUUUGGGCGCGUAUUUUCAUUCUGCGGCCACAUUAAAUUAUGUAAGAUCAAUCAUUGGAUCAGGAUUUGCCGAUCUAAAUCGACCAUCGGAGUGGUCUUUACAUCAUGUUCGAUCAAAUGGAACUCGACAAGAAUAUCAAACGAUAGUUGAUCGUUUAACCGAUUCUUUAAAUUUCAUGCGAACAAUUGGAGCCAAUACAUCAUUUUCACAGAUAUCAAAUUCACUAAAUAGUGUAGAUUUGUUUAUGUCGCACGAAGGAUUAUUAUUGGAUUAUGAACAAUCUUUAACGAGGUUAUUACCUGAUCCCGAAACUGGUGAAAAGAAAUGGUACAAUGUUGGAACUCAUUUCUUAUGGAUCGGUGAUCGUACACGCCAAUUAAAUGAAGCUCAUGUGGAAUAUUUUAGAGGAAUUCAAAAUCCUAUUGGAAUUAAAGUUGGACCAUCCAUGAAACCUGAUGAAUUGCAAAAAUUGUUGGAUAUUGUUAAUCCUAAUAAAGAAAUUGGAAAAGUUACUUUAAUUACGCGUUAUGGAGCUCAUCAAGUUGAAAAAUAUUUACCGUUUCACAUUCAAGCUGUCAAGGAAUCAGGACAUAUCGUCGUUUGGGCGUGUGAUCCGAUGCAUGGAAACACAAAACAAUCGUUAUCUGGUGUAAAAACUAGACAUUUUAAUUCAAUAAUUGAGGAACUAUCAAAAGCGAUACACGUUCAUAAAGCCAAUAAUAGUCAAAUGAAUGGAGUACACUUUGAACUAACAGGUGAAGGUGUAACAGAAUGUAUUGGUGGUUCAAUGCAAUUAGCUGACGCUGAUUUAUCUUUGAAUUAUAAAACUUCUUGUGAUCCUCGUUUAAAUUAUGAACAAAGUUUAGACGUUGCUUUCUUAAUUGCUAAAUAUCAUGAAAAAGAAAGAUUUGGUUAUUUACCGAGCUUGUAA
Funneliformis geosporum is the source of this 1451-nucleotide messenger RNA. NCBI's taxonomy places the organism in Eukaryota, Fungi, Glomeromycota, Glomeromycetes, Glomerales, Glomeraceae. The record is from the annotation of a GenBank genome assembly.